Triticum dicoccoides is the source of this 714-nucleotide messenger RNA. RefSeq lists its product as uncharacterized. The transcript has 4 exons. The record is from RefSeq and is a predicted model, not a curated record. Lineage: Eukaryota; Viridiplantae; Streptophyta; Magnoliopsida; Poales; Poaceae. Bases 110 to 472 code for a protein of 120 amino acids.
UGGAGGCGCGGAGGGCGGACCUGGAGGCGCAGAGGGUGGACCUGGAGGCGCGGAGGGCGAGCAACGCACCGAUUUGGGCUGGUCGGCUUGGGCAGAUUGGCAAGAAGGGAUGGAUCCAGAAAAGGUAGUGCAUAUGUUGAUUGCAUACUGUGAUCCCUCCAAAGAAGCAUAUGAGCCUAUCGCCGAGGAUUGGACAGAUGUUCAAGCAGACAACAACACAAAAGAGGCCGAUGAUAGUUAUCUUUGCAACCCAAUCCCGCAGAAUGAGCAUGUUGGUAUUGAUGAGGAGAAAAUGUAUUGCCAAAGCUUGGAAACUACAACUAAGAAAAAUAGAAAACAUGACAACACUGAAUCUGGAGGUUCAAAGAGGCCAAGACGAAAAAGAAGGUUGCUGAGAAGAUUCCGGUGCCACUUCACAGCCCAGCAAUGGGCACAAGGAGCAGAAAGUUUAAUCCUCCUAGCCCUGCUAUGAGCACAAGAAGCAAAAGAAGGCUCAGCCUGUAAUUUCAUAUGCGUCUAUGCUCUUCCAUUGAUGUAAUGGUUCUUUUGGAGUUCCUGUGAUAUGACGGUUCUCUUGGAAGUCCUUUAGCCUGACAUAUGUGAACUAUUGGUGACUUAUAUGUGUGAAUCUGGUUGCUUAUGGCACUUGUUGAAAAUUGUUCAAUCGAUUAUAUACAUGUAAACUGUGUGCAAGGGAUAUGGCAUCAAAAUAUA